AGCAGAUUAGUUGAUAUUACGUUGGGUUCAAAGUCAACACUCCUGCCAUGACUCUUGCAUAAUUGUUAUUGUGAACUGCUGUGACCGUCAUCCUCAUUACAAGUACCUGCUGAUAGAAACAUGCAUGAAAAACACCUCACCUCAAAUAAUGAGUGGAAUAUUACAUUUGUGGGUUGUGGAUUUUUGGGAAUUUAUUAUUUUGGAGUCUACACUUGUCUGUUGGAACAGGCUCAACACCUAAUUCAAAGUACCAAGAAAAUUUGUGGAGCUUCAUCUGGAGCACUGAUAGCAGCUAUGAUAGUGUGUCAAUUGUCACCAGCAAGGUGCUGUGAAAAUCUAAUGGCACUAGCCAAAGAGGCUCGAAAAGGCAUCCUGAGCUCCAUGCAUCCCUCCUUUAACCUGUUGAAGUUAACCAGGCAGCUUCUGAUUCGAGAGCUGCCCGAUAACGCUCACCUACUUGCCAGUGGAAAAUUGUGCGUGUCACUGACACGUCUGUCGGAUGGGAAGAAUGUGCUGGUGUCCGAGUUCACUAGCAAGGACGAUCUCAUCCAGGCUUUAUACUGUAGCUGUUUUUUCCCACUGUACUGUGGAGUGGUACCACCCAGUUAUCAUGGCACUCACUAUGUAGAUGGCGCUUUGAGUGACAGUGCUCCGUAUUCCAGUCUGAAGAAUACCAUCAUUGUCUCGCCAUUCUCAGGUGAAAGUGACAUCUGCCCAUAUGACAACCCGGUCUAUUGCCAAGAAGUGAGACACUGCAAUAUGAGCCUUAACAUCAACUUGGUGAACGUGCACCGUGUUAUCCAAGCCUUUUUCCCACCAGAACCUGAGAUUAUGGCAGAGAUUUGUCACAACGGAUACAAAAACACACUGGUGUUUUUGAAAGACAAUGAUUUCUUACAUGACUCAAUUUACACUAAAGUUGUACUGGACAAGUGUCCCUGGUUCAAUACACACAACUACCAAUGGCAAGAUAAUAACAUUGAGCCCGGACAAUCGGGACCUGUGCUGGAUAGACAGGAUGAUAACCUGCUGCCUGUUUACAUCCAAAAAGUCUUCUGCAAAGCUUGUGUGAAGAAACCCGGAUGGACGAGUGAACUCUUUGCUGUGAAAUUUGUCACAGUUAUACUGGUUGUGUGCAUUUUGCCUGUGGAAGUUGUCUACCUCAUGCUAUUGAGGUAAAGCAAUUCAUCUACCCAAAUACAUUCAUGGUCUUUUUAAAUAGGAACACCUAUUUGACUGCUCAUUGCAAAAUGGAAAAUUAUUAAGCUCUACUACAUGAAUU
Molecule: messenger RNA, 1282 nt
Organism: Silurus meridionalis
Lineage: Eukaryota; Metazoa; Chordata; Actinopteri; Siluriformes; Siluridae
Product: patatin-like phospholipase domain-containing protein 2
Exons: 7
Coding region: 121-1179 (352 amino acids)
Biological process (GO): lipid homeostasis; triglyceride catabolic process
Cellular component (GO): membrane; lipid droplet; cytoplasm
Molecular function (GO): triacylglycerol lipase activity
Source: RefSeq, a predicted model, not a curated record